UAUGGAAACAACGUUUAUGACGUCACAAAAUGGCGGUACAGAACAAACCUAGUAUUUGAAGAUGGAUUAUUUUCACAAUUGGACAAAAUUAUGACGUGACCAGUGACAAAAGACUAUCGCUAUGAUUUCCCGCCUGUCUGCAGGCCCACCGGGCAGACGACACUCGCUCUUCCAGCAUUCUGACAUGCGCCUGCGUCCUUCCCGUGACGAACUUCCGGACGUGUCAGAAGUGCACAGUCAAUACUCGUUCAACGACAUAGACACACGGCACCAACAGUCAUCUCAAGACCACAAGUCGACAUCUUCCGAUGACAACUCCACAUCUUCAAACAACGAGGACGUUGAUGACAUCGUGACUCUGAACGUCGGUGGCCGCAUCUUUCAGACGUAUCGAAAAACGCUGUUGCGAUUUCCAGAUAGUCGGCUUGGGUCGAUGGCUGAGAAGCCGACACGGACCAGGUUCGAUGGGAAAAGGGAGGAACUGUUCUUUGACCGGAACUCCGACAUGUUUCCAUGUAUUCUCGGAAUGUACCGUGACGGCAAACUCCACAUUCCACGUGACGCAUGCGUCAUUGGUCUGACGAAGGAGCUGGAAUUCUGGGGUCUGAGCGAGUCUUUUACGUCUGAGUGCUGUCAGAGGUACUACGAGGAUGCCAUAGGGGAGAUGCAGCUGACGGAAAUGAUGAAGGAAGAGUUUGAAAAUAUACGUCCCCGACGCAAGGUAUCAAAUCCAGCGUUCAUCGCGACCUCCAGGGGCAGAUUUUGGGAGUUCCUCGAUAAUCCCGAUUCUUCCAAGUAUGCCAAGGUAUGGUUCCUGUGCUUUUACGUGUUCCUUUUGAUCUCGGUGGCCAACAUUUUCUUCAGCACCCACCCCGGGUGUCGCGUCGCCAUCGACUCCAACUUCACAGACGACCACAAUAAUUCCUCUGGCCACCUGACCGAGUUCCUCGCAAUCCAGGCAGAAGAAAACCCCAAGAUUAAGCUUCUUCUCCACACAAGACCUCACGUUGCUAUCAUAACCCUGGAACUAUUGUGCGCGGUCUUCUUUACUGUGGAGUUCAUUCUCCGUGUCACCUACUGUCCCCACCGGAAGUUGCUGUUCCGGGGUUUCCUCACGUGGUGUGACCUCAUGUACCUUCUGCCCCUCUGGGUAGAACUGAUCACCAGUGCUGUUGACCUUGAACAGUGGCAUCAACCGUCGAUGAUUCCUGGAAAGCUAAUCCUUCAGAUUCUGAUGGUGAUGAGAGUUCUGCGAAUCUUCACUCUCGCCAAACAUUAUCGAGCACUACGGGUACUUCUUCUGUCCCUCAGGGCCAGUUUGAGGGAGGUACUUCUUCUAUUCACGUUCGUCCUCUUCGCCAUCAUCAUCUACGCCAGCCUCGUCUACUGCGCCGAGAUAUUUCGCGCAGACUCGUUCGAAUCCAUGUUUACUGGACUGUGGUGGGCUCUCAUCACUAUGACGACCGUCGGUUAUGGUGACAAGGUUCCUACGUCAUGGGCGGGCUACUUUAUUGCAUCACUGUGCGCGUUAACCGGCAUCAUCAUCAUCGGCAUGCCUGUACCCAUCAUCACCAGCAACUUCCACCUGUACUACGGCUUCAGGUCAGCAGUCGAUGACUUCGACGACGCGAAGCACCCGACCCCGAAGCCAAAACGUAUGAAGCAGCAGAUUAGACGCGGGAACAGCUGAAGGACUUCUCUGCAAAGGCAACUAUAGGACACUAGUCUUUACACGUUGUAGGUUUUAAAUCGAUGCUUUAGAUCUGAAGAAAACUAGUUGUGUAUACUGAACAAUGGCUAUAUAGCUGUGUAACAAAACAUGAUGUAAGUACGGCAACUUGUGAUAUGAAUAGUGUGUGUGUCAACCUUUAACUGAAUAUUAUUUGGGUCAUUCCCAGGAUUCCUCCUCUCCUCUGUAGGGAUUUUAUUAUUUAAAAAAACGUACUUGAUCCGCCACUUGCGCUAUCAUUUGCGGAAUUGGAGUGACGAACAGAUAUGAAAUUGGCUGGCGACAGUCGUGGAGAAGUGAGUAUUGUGAGUGGACCAUUUGUUGUUUGUAACAUUUCCGAAAGUUAAGAUGAUCCUAAUCAUUGGCUGAAAUCACUCGACAUUGUGAAUUAAGAUGUCCACAAAACAACAUAACCAUGGGGUAGUUCUCGAAACAAGUUGAUAUUUGUCUGUGAUGAACAUCCAGUGUCCCGUUUCACCAAGCUCUCGUAGCGCUACGACUAUCGUAAGUCAAUGUUACAGUAUAGGAGGUACGAAUGCUACGAGAAAAGGUACGAGAUCUUAGGCUUACGAGCGCUUUGUGAAACGGGGCCCAGGUUAUCGUAUGAAAGCAUACAACAAGCAUUUAAAUAAAGCUUCCAAGCCAGACCACUCGCCGUAGAGUCGUCGUAGUUUAUGUUGUUCCAACGUCGUGUCUGAACCCGCGAGCAUCCUGUACAUAUAAUGGCCGUAGAAAUCCUGACACUGGCUCUAUACCGCUUGCUUGUAACACUGACCACAUUGAGUAUUAGAACAGGAGUGUGUGAAUGUGUGCUCUUCAACCAGUAAUAUGCCACGAUUGUGUACACGCUGUCGUGUUGAUUUGUAAAUGAAGGUGUUGUGUGGUCGACCAAAUAUACAAUAAACACGAUUUCAUGAUUU
Molecule: messenger RNA, 2649 nt
Organism: Haliotis rubra (blacklip abalone)
Lineage: Eukaryota; Metazoa; Mollusca; Gastropoda; Lepetellida; Haliotidae
Product: potassium voltage-gated channel subfamily C member 3-like
Exons: 4
Coding region: 122-1690 (522 amino acids)
Biological process (GO): protein homooligomerization; potassium ion transmembrane transport
Cellular component (GO): membrane; voltage-gated potassium channel complex
Molecular function (GO): voltage-gated potassium channel activity; protein binding
Source: RefSeq, a predicted model, not a curated record